AUGUCUAGUAUCUACAAUACUUCACGCACUGAUAAGGGAAAAGGUCGUGCUGUGCCUCGUCGUGGAGGAGGAGGUCCAAUGCGUCCUGGCGUGGGGCCACAGCGUAUGCUGCAACAGCAUCAAUUACAAAUGCAACAACAGCAACAGCAGGCAGAGGAUAUCACUUACAGCGAAUUUCAGCUGGUGUCCACUUCCAAGCGAGGAAAGAACCAUCUGAUGGAUUUCAAGGGUGGAAGCAAGCAUGUAGAGCCCAAAAACUUUGCUCGUCCAGUCAAGCUUCAUCGCAAAGAGACCAACUUUCUUCCUUACAGACAGUACAUCCAGAACUUGAACGAACAAAACGCUGCUGCUGCUGCUGCAAAGGAAGCUGCUGCGGCUAAUGCUGCUGCUAUCAUGGCAGGCACACCUCUCCCACACCCAGCAACCAAACCAGCUGCCUCCGAUGUCGAGGAUUUAGGCGGUGAUGCGCCCACUCCCAGCACGCAGAACCAACAUGGCCCUAAGACAGGCGCUGAUACAUCGUUGAUUGCACCUUUGGGUGGUGCUACAAGAAACAAGCAGAUGCUUUUCAAAAAAAGAACAAAGCAGAUCUACUUGGCCAAAGAAGAUACAAGAGAACUAAAAGAGCAAGAGCAACGACCUUGGAUUUUGGAGGAUUACGACGGUCAAAACAGCUUUACGGGUACUUAUGAAGGUGGCCAGCGCUCCGACUACAUGUUCUUUGUGCUGACAGAGAGUGGAUUUAAAGUCAUGCCUGUGGAUAGAUGGUACAAAUUCCAGCCAAAACGUCAUUUCAAGACCUUGUCAUUGGAAGAAGCCGAAGAGCAGUUGAAGAAACAGCAAAAACGUGAAGGCAGUCGAUGGUUGAUGUUGAAUAGAAAGGAAUCGGAAGCAGAGGAAGCUGCUCGACCCUCUUCCAAGCUGAAGCUUGUAGACCACGAUGAUCAUACUAAGCCUGAUCCAGACGAGGACACUGGCAACAGACAGGAUUCAGACAUGGACGACUUGGAUUUCGAUGAUGUAUUCCAAGACGAUGAUGAAGCUACUGCAGAACACGAAGUCGAAGACGAAGAUGUCAAGGAUAGUAAAGAUCGUGUCAAGAAGGAGAUCAAAGACUAUUCCAUCAGUGGCACUCAAGAAGAUGCUGAUGAUGCUUACGAUGAUAUGGGCAAACUGACUUCAGAGGGCAAGCAAAUGCGUAAGUUGGUUAGAGAUUUGGAAAAGAAUCGAGCCUAUGAGAGUGACGAUGAAGACGGCGAUCCUUACGCUUCCAGUGCUGAAGAGCUUGAUUCUGACAACGACGAUGAUGAGACCUCUGAAACCGAGAAAGAAAAGGAAAAGGAAAAGAAGAUACCAGUACCACCCAAGAAGAAGGCAACAGCAGUAUCCAAGCCCAUGAUGCCCAAGAAAGCACACACAGCCAAGAUCAAGAAGGAAGGCAUGUCCAAGCCCAUUGGUCGUCCUGGAUCACCUUCACUGUAUAUGAAAAAAAAGGAGCGCGAAGGCUCAUCCUCACCUACACCCAGACCCUCCUCUCCUCUUGGCAAUGGCAGAUCAUCGCCUUUGCGACCUGGAUCUUCGCCUCAACAUCGACCUGCAUUAUCACCCCCAUCACCCUCAUCAUCACCCUCAUCAUCACAAGGAUCCAAGGAACCUACCAAGAAACGUAAAUUGGAGGACUCCAACAGUGGAGAAAGCAAGCACAGAAAGGUGGCUGGAAGCGACGAUGAUCUGAUUACAGAGCAAGAAGUCAUUGACACGCUGCGUGGCAAAGUCAUGACCACCAAGGAAUUUUUGUUGAGCUUCCGUAAGCGUAUCAAGAAAGACUCUCGUAACCGUGAUAUUAUUACAGCCUUGCUGAGAAAGGUGGCCAAGAGCAAUCGCUCCUCUGAUCCUAAUACGCGUACACUCGAAUUGAAGCCUGAAUUUAAUUAG
Mucor velutinosus is the source of this 1935-nucleotide messenger RNA. RefSeq names its product Protein prenyltransferase alpha subunit repeat-containing protein 1 (gene PTAR1). Gene Ontology annotation, cellular component: transcription factor TFIIF complex; nucleus. The coding region runs from base 1 to 1935 and encodes 644 amino acids. Lineage: Eukaryota; Fungi; Mucoromycota; Mucoromycetes; Mucorales; Mucoraceae. The record is from RefSeq and is a predicted model, not a curated record. Gene Ontology annotation, molecular function: DNA binding; TFIIF-class transcription factor complex binding; RNA polymerase II general transcription initiation factor activity. Gene Ontology annotation, biological process: positive regulation of transcription elongation by RNA polymerase II; transcription initiation at RNA polymerase II promoter. The transcript has 5 exons.